Messenger RNA from Sphaeramia orbicularis (orbiculate cardinalfish), 1311 nucleotides. RefSeq names its product arginine/serine-rich protein 1 (gene rsrp1). The record is from RefSeq and is a predicted model, not a curated record. Lineage: Eukaryota; Metazoa; Chordata; Actinopteri; Kurtiformes; Apogonidae. The transcript has 6 exons. Bases 227 to 1291 code for a protein of 354 amino acids.
CCGCACUGUACGUCCUCAUUCCAGCGACGACGACCGAGCGAUCAACACUGACCGACGACGUUGCGCCUAACUACCGAUAUAUUUACCUACACCAACCUCCUACGCUCUCGACUUCGCAAUAACAGUUGUGUCAAGCUGUGAGAGUUGACCUCGUAGACGCAUCUUUAUCUUCGUUAACUGGAAAAAGUUCAAUCUUCAGUCCAGCCGUUGGUGACAGAAGAUAACAAUGGCCAAGAGAGAGAACCCCCACACUGAAAUGGCCGAUGCCCGCCAGAGUGACUGCCUCAAAGUAAUCUUUGAUCAGCAGAGCCCUGCACUAUUUCACCCCCGUUCAAGAUCCAGAAGCAGCAGCAGCAGUGGAAGCAGCCGUACAUCUGAAAGCCGUAGAGGCCGUAGCAGCUACAGAAGGCGCCAUAGAUCAUCAUCAUCUUCUUCAUCCUCAGUAUCUAGAAGCAGGUCUACAUCUCGAACCCGGUCCCGUUCUCACCCUCGGUGUCACAGGCGAUCAUCUCGAUGCCGUUGUGACAAUCACUACAGAUACAGAAGAUACAGUCGCCGUUCACCACCACGCCGCUACAGGGCCCACUCCCGCUCCUUCAGCCGCUCUCCCUCGGUAGACAGAUACUCCCGUAGGAGACACUACAGGUCUCGUUCAAGGUCUUGUUCUAGGUCUUGUUCUAGGUCUCGUUCAAGGUCUACCCGCCGUUGUAACAGCCACAGGAGACGAGUAAGCAGGUUGUCCCGAUCCCCUCCAAGAGUAUACAGGGGUUACUCCAGGUCUUCAGAACACUCUGUCAAACUGAGCAUUGAUGAUAAAGCAAAACUCCUGAAAACUGCCAGAGAAAAUGCUGCCAAGAUCCUAGGAGUGGAGACAUUGGAACUUCCUAAAAGCGUGAAACCAAUCCUGUCAGAUGAGUUGGUGCGGUCUGAGCAUGGAUCACCAGCACCAGAGAUGAUGGGAAGACAAUCAGAGAAGACACAAUCACAGAAUGAAGUUGAACCUGAUGAUCUGUCCAGCCUGAGGAUCUCUCCUAAAAGAAGAAUUAUCUCAUUCAGUAUUCAUAAUUCAGUGGCUAAGCCAACUGUGGCAGUCCCAUCUUGUGCUAAGGUAACACCUCGUGUGGACAGCUAUGAAAGCAGGAAGCCUUAUGGUCACUGGAUUCCUGUCGUAUCAAGCCGAGACUCUCUGCGGCGCAAACGCUCACAUGUAAAAGUUAUGUGGGAAGAAGUGAAGAAUGCAUUCAGGUGGGAUAAUUUUUCUCCCUUUGUGUACUGUAUAAAGUUUCAAUAAAGAUGUUUAUUUAAAAUGUG